This is a messenger RNA of Cryphonectria parasitica EP155, 1479 nucleotides long. RefSeq lists its product as uncharacterized. Gene Ontology annotation, biological process: polysaccharide biosynthetic process. Gene Ontology annotation, molecular function: acyltransferase activity, transferring groups other than amino-acyl groups. The transcript has a single exon. The record is from RefSeq and is a predicted model, not a curated record. The coding region runs from base 1 to 1479 and encodes 492 amino acids. Gene Ontology annotation, cellular component: membrane. Lineage: Eukaryota; Fungi; Ascomycota; Sordariomycetes; Diaporthales; Cryphonectriaceae.
AUGGUGACGCCCUCAGCUCUUCUGCGCGGGUUGAGAAACCUCAUCGCCCCCAGGCGCGCCUCCUCGUCGUCUGAUGAGAACAAGGCCGCCAGCUCCAAGCCCCUGCGACCUACGGCCUACCUGGACGGCCUGCGUGGGUUCGCCGCCUUUAUGGUCUACUGGCAGCACCACGUGCUGUGGUCGCAUACCUUUGUGCCCGGCAGGAACCAGGAGAUCUUGGAGAAUGCCUGGGGCUGGAAUGGUCACUAUCACCUGGCCACCUUUUACGGCUUUCGCAUCUUCUUCACGGGCGGUCACCUCGCCGUGGCCAUCUUCUAUGUCAUCUCCGGCUACGUCCUCAUCCUCAAGGCCAUCCAGUUCAUUCAGGACCGCCAACCCACCCGCGUCGGCGAUGUCGUCGCGUCGUCCCUCUUCCGCCGCUGGUUCCGGCUGUACAUUCCGCUCAUCGUCACCACCUUUGUCUACAUUACGUCCUGGCACCUGUUUGGCAUACGCAACUCGCAGCUCGAGGCCAAGGAGACGUACGUCGCCGAGGUCUGGAACUGGUACGUCGAGUUCAAGAACUUCAGCUUUCUCUUCAAGGAGGGGCCCAUGUGGCCCUCGUACAACGGCCACCUCUGGUCCAUCCCGCUGGAGAUGCGCGGCUCCGUCAUCACCUACGUCACCGCCUUGACCCUCGCUCGCGCCACCACGAAGGCCCGCCUGCUCUGCGAGGUUGGCCUCAUCUUCUACUUCAUGUACGUGUGCGACGCCUGGUACGCCGCCGUCUUCAUGUCCGGCAUGCUGCAGUGCGACCUCGAUUUGCUCGCCCGCCGGCCCGAGCCCGACAGCGGCUUUCCUUCCUUCCUGCGCCGCCUCGAGCCCCAUAAGAAAAAAAUCUAUUCGUUGCUGCUCCUCAUCGCCGUCUACUUGGGCGGUGUCCCCGCCCACACCCGCGAGAUGGACGAUCUGCGCGCCAACCCUGGCUGGUACUGGCUUUCGUACCUCAAACCCCAGGCCGUCUUCGACCCCAAAUGGUUCUUUCUCGCCAUCGCCGCCAACUGCAUCGUUGCCGCCACCCCGCGCCUCCUUCCCCUGCGCCGCUUCUUCGAGGGCCGCUUCUGCCAGUACCUCGGCCGCAUCUCCUUCGCCCUGUACCUCGUCCACGGGCCUGUGCUUGUCGUCCUGGGCGACCGCGUCUACCAUGCUGUCGGCUUCGUGGCCCCCCACGAGGAGACGCGCGCCCUCAUGGCUGGCUGGGCCAACAAGGUCCCGCUGCCUAUUGCGGGCCCGCUGGGGCUGGAGCCGGCCUUCUUGUUGCCUAACAUUCUCCUGCUGCCCAUCACCCUGUGGCUGUCAGACUUUGUGACCAGAACGGUCGACGAGCCGUCGGUGCGGUUUGCCCAAUGGUUCUGGAAGUCCAUACAGCAGGACGAUCAGCACCCAUCGCCGAGAGCUGUAGAGAAUGGCAGGGCAUCUGGUCCUCAGGGAGUCGCAUGA